AUGGCUCCCUCUCUACACCCUCUCGUUGACAAUGGUAUCACCCCAGGCUCCAGUAGCUUCGCUGGCGGGAAGCUUCGUUGCCAUUGCGCAUCGGACAAGGUGGAAGUUACUCUGAGUAGCAAUGUCGCCCACAAUCAUGCCUGUGGCUGCUCAAAAUGCUGGAAGCCAACCGGCUCGCUCUUUUCCAUCGUCGGCGUUGUUCCUCGUGAUGCCGUCUCCGUGACCGCAAAUGCAUCCAAACUCUCUAUUGUUGACAAAGAAGCGACCAUCCAACGAAACGCCUGCAAGGACUGCGGUGUUCACCUCUUCGGCCGUAUCGAGAAGGACCACCCCUUCAAGGGACUCGACUUUGUGCACGUCGAACUAUCCGACGAGCAGGGCUGGCAGGAACCGCAAUUCGCAGCGUUUGUCUCGUCCAUCAUUGAACAAGGCACCCACCCCAACCAAAUGGACGAUGUAAGGGCCAAAUUCAAGUCCGUUGGACUGCAAACCUACGACGUUCUGUCCCCACCGCUGAUGGAUCUGAUUUCGACGUUCACAGCCCAGAAGGCUGGUCACAUAUUCUCCAACCUGUGA
Molecule: messenger RNA, 576 nt
Organism: Penicillium bovifimosum
Lineage: Eukaryota; Fungi; Ascomycota; Eurotiomycetes; Eurotiales; Aspergillaceae
Product: S-(hydroxymethyl)glutathione synthase
Exons: 1
Coding region: 1-576 (191 amino acids)
Biological process (GO): formaldehyde catabolic process
Molecular function (GO): zinc ion binding; S-(hydroxymethyl)glutathione synthase activity
Source: RefSeq, a predicted model, not a curated record